AUGUUCGGCGCCUUCAGACCCACUUCAGCUCUAUCAGGAGGUCUGCUAUGGAAAAUCCCAUGGCGACUCUCAGCACCGCAAAAGCUGCGCCAGCGCCGUCGCCUUCGUCGCGUCGACAACAUCGUCUCGGUCCUUGACAGCGCUCUGCAAAGACAGAUCCAGUCGCAACCCGCCACGACUGCCACAGAAGGAAUUGGCGCCACUCAGGCCACCACUGGAGAGCUCGCUCAAACCGCACAGGGCCAGCGCUUGAUGAACGCAGAGGUCAACGCUCCUCUCAAUGAGCGCAGACAUGGCAGAGGCCCGAGGCAGGGCGAAAUUCUCAGUGGAAGCUUGCCUUCGGGCACUGUCACCAUGACCGGUGAUCAGGCUAGAAAGAUGGGCACCAUCAAGUUGAUCGAACGUUGGAAGGCCGAGAUGCCUACCGAGGCCGAAAUGCUGCCAAGAGACAAAUACACCAUGUUCGAUCGCAAGGAGAAGAAGUACAGAAAGGGCAUUCACAAGCUACCCAAGUGGACGAGAGUCUCUCAACGCUUGAACCCUCCUGGUUUCUAA
This is a messenger RNA of Aureobasidium subglaciale EXF-2481, 555 nucleotides long. RefSeq lists its product as uncharacterized. Gene Ontology annotation, molecular function: structural constituent of ribosome. The transcript is spliced from 3 exons. NCBI's taxonomy places the organism in Eukaryota, Fungi, Ascomycota, Dothideomycetes, Dothideales, Saccotheciaceae. Bases 1 to 555 code for a protein of 184 amino acids. The record is from RefSeq and is a predicted model, not a curated record. Gene Ontology annotation, cellular component: mitochondrial large ribosomal subunit.